AUGCCAGUACGGGUUGCCCACGCGCCGCCGCAGAUGAGAUGCCAUGACCCUUCUUUUCUGGGGCCACAGCGCCGAGGUUCUCUUCUCAGUUGGCCCGGCCGCGACAACCCGGUCAUGUACGCCCUCUCGCUGCUCUGCGUCUUCGUCUUCGCCGUCCUCGUCGAGCUGCUUUUCCCACUGCAGCUUCUUCAAGCCCUGCGCGAACGGCUUCGCGUGUGGGGUUCUGCAGACUGGUCUCUAACACGCUGCGCUCCGGGCUGUCGUAUUGGUGAUGCUCGCCGUCAUGUCGUUUAA
Prunus armeniaca (apricot) is the source of this 294-nucleotide messenger RNA. The record is from the annotation of a GenBank genome assembly. Lineage: Eukaryota; Viridiplantae; Streptophyta; Magnoliopsida; Rosales; Rosaceae.